GCGGCGACGGGAAAAAGCGAACGUACCCCAUUGGAGAGCAGUGGAGAGACGGGAACGAGGAGCCAGCAAGAAGGGCUCGUUCUUGGGACGACGGGACCACUUGCAUGAUUAUGAGUCAGUGUGCCGCUGCUUACUUUGUGCGCCCGCCGGCGAGCAAGUUGUCAGCGCGCAGGUGACACGGGCCAUGCUGUGCUCCGGCGACGAGCCCGUGCCGUUGCGUGCGCGGUAGGCAGCAGCAGCGCGGACGAGUCCCGACGACCGAUCGGGGAAAAUAGGCCUAGCGGGCGGGACCCGAAGGCACCGCCGCUUCGUCUUGGGACCGGCGGGACUCCGGCCAGCGCGCGUCAUGCCGCGACUGGCGUCGUGAUGCGCGAGUUCAAGGUUGUGGUGCUGGGCAGCGGCGGGGUCGGGAAGAGCGCCCUGACGGUGCAGUUCGUGCAGGGCGUCUUCACCGAGAAGUACGACCCGACCAUCGAGGACUUCUACCGCAAGGAGAUCGAGGUGGACCAGGCCCCUUGCGUGCUCGAGAUCCUCGACACGGCCGGCACGGAGCAGUUCGCCUCCAUGCGGGACCUGUACAUCAAGAACGGCCAGGGCUUCGUGGUGGUCUACUCCAUCACGAGCCACCACACCUUCCAGGACAUCAAGAACAUGAAGGAGCAGAUCCUGCGCGUCAAGAACGCCGACCGGGUGCCCGUGCUUCUGGUGGGCAACAAGUGCGACCUGGACCACCAGCGCGAGGUGACCGUCGCAGAGAUGGAGGCCCUGGCCCAGCUAUGGGGCUGCCCCUGCAUGGAGGCCUCGGCCAAAAGCAGGUGCAACGUGAACGAGAUGUUCGCCGAGAUCGUACGCGAAAUGAACGUUCUGCCGCCCAAGGAAAAGUACAGCUACCGUUGCUGCGCGCUACUCUAGCCGCCUUUGCAUCUGCCCUUUUCGCAGGACCCCGGUCGGCGGAAUUCUUCCGAGACCAAGGCAAGUUCCCACAAGGAAGCUAGACAUUUUAACCGGAACGGAUAAAGAGCCUCAGUGGACAAACGGACACAAGGGGAAGACAGCUCUGAAGAAGUGGACAAUUUGUGCGUGUUUUAGGUGUCUGUCGUUUUCUUGCGUUUUUCUACUGGGAGGAACAUUUUGUGUGGAGGUACGAAAGAAGAAAAAAAAAAAAAAGAAUGUUGUAAAGUGCGAAUACCAAACAGUAGGUGCCUUCCCCUUUGACCAUGUUCCCCUUUCCCGCCGCUUUCAUUCUCUCCCCAGUGUUUGGCCUGAGAUUUCUAGCUUGCCGCUCCAGCUACAAGAAAGAAACAAUUUAGCGAGUGCAAUAAAUGGAAAGGAGACGUUGGC
Messenger RNA from Ixodes scapularis (black-legged tick), 1341 nucleotides. Its product is annotated as ras-related protein Rap-2c. Gene Ontology annotation, cellular component: plasma membrane. Gene Ontology annotation, biological process: Rap protein signal transduction; negative regulation of cell migration. Lineage: Eukaryota; Metazoa; Arthropoda; Arachnida; Ixodida; Ixodidae. The record is from RefSeq and is a predicted model, not a curated record. Gene Ontology annotation, molecular function: GTPase activity; GDP binding; GTP binding. The transcript is spliced from 2 exons. The coding region runs from base 367 to 912 and encodes 181 amino acids.